This is a messenger RNA of Rodentolepis nana, 477 nucleotides long. The record is from the annotation of a GenBank genome assembly. NCBI's taxonomy places the organism in Eukaryota, Metazoa, Platyhelminthes, Cestoda, Cyclophyllidea, Hymenolepididae.
AUGAGUAUAUGCACCGCUACCGACGUGUAUUCAGCGGCAUCUAUAAUUGGCCAGGAUCUACAACUCCUAAUUGAUCAAUAUGGCUCGGAUGAUUUCGAAGGUCUGAUGUUCAAGGUUAUUCGUGCACUUGAAGAACUUGAGUUUUGUGUCAACCAUUCGUCAGAUGCCGAAAAAUUGAUUGAAGAACUACAAGAAAAGAAUGAUGCACUUAAAGCUGAACGCAAUAAAAAUGAGUUUCCGGAUUUUAAUACGGAUCUAGAUUUAAUGCAACAGAGCUGGUAUAACGAAACCCAACACCUUAUGGAUCAAAUCGCCUCAUUAGAGUCUGAUAAUCAACGACUCAAAUGCCAUUUGGAAAAUGCACAGGCUGAGUCUACGGCAACAGGGACAGAGAAGGAAACUGCAUCAGUUUCGGAAUUGGUAACGGGACGAGGAGACAAGGAGACCCAAUCUAAACGUCCUCCGUCUCUUCCUAUC